Molecule: messenger RNA, 216 nt
Organism: Blepharisma stoltei
Lineage: Eukaryota; Ciliophora; Heterotrichea; Heterotrichida; Blepharismidae
Source: the annotation of a GenBank genome assembly
AUGAAAGUUCAAAUAAUAUCUGAAGAUGAUUAUUUAAUAGAACUAGAUGGAAAGUAUGAAAUUAAUAACCAUGCUAUUGAUAAUUUUUCAUAUGAUGAGCUCAGAGUGAAAUUUCUAAGAAUAAAUAAGUUUGAGAUUAAAGAUGACUGAUAUUUGUAUUUUUUUAAACACAUGAGAACUCAUGAUAAAAAUUAUUGGAUUGCCUAUGAGAAAUAA